This is a messenger RNA of Effrenium voratum, 1815 nucleotides long. The record is from the annotation of a GenBank genome assembly. NCBI's taxonomy places the organism in Eukaryota, Dinophyceae, Suessiales, Symbiodiniaceae.
GGUUUGUAGCCAUAGUUUGCCCCUCAAAGCACUAGCAGCUUAGUACGGACGCUUCUUUGCGACUGUCUCACGUUGGCCUCAGCGAGCCAUGACACUCUUCAUGAAAGUUCGGCUUCUUUUUGCCUUGUUGGCAUGGUGUGCUGUGACAAUAGUUGGCCUGGUGCUGCUGGACUUCUAUCCAGCCGCCGUGCAAGCGUUGCUGGUGGCGGGCAAUGCCUUGGUGGCAUUGGUGAGCUUCUUCCUGACCUUCCAAGGUCCAACACCAAUACCCGCCCCACUCCUGCAUUGGAACCCAGAACUUCCUCGUCAUGGAAUGGGCGACCUCAUCCACAGUGUCAACCACAUCGCCAUCAUCGUGUCAGAUGUAGGUCGGUCCCUCGCAUUCUACACAGAGAUCAUCGGAUUUCAACAGAUCCAAAGGCCUAACUUUGACCGCCACGGUGCGUGGCUGACCAUGGGAAACCUUGAGCUGCACUUGAUCAAAGGAGUGCCAAAUGCCCCAAGUGGUCGGGAUCUGAUUGUCUCGCACAUCGCACUUGAGACAGAUCAUCCGGAGAAGGUCUUGGAGAAGCUCUUGGAAUUUGAGGUGCCCUUCAGGCAGAAUAUCUCGGUUCCAGAUCCCAAGAAAGCCAGAGACAACUUGGUGGAAGCUUUUGAGAACAGCGACGGCAAGAUCACGCAGUACUUUGUCAGGGAUCCUGAUGGCUACUACCUGGAGCUUUGCAACUGUGACGUCCUCACAGCUUUCUGCCUCUUCAAGGAGAACGCAAAGGUUGGCCACACCCCGAAGUAUAUGCAGCUCAUGGAUGCCAUGCUUGGCACGUACAAUGAGUCCGGUCAAAUGAAAGCAUCCCCGUUUCGCUUUCCUCAGCUAGCCAAGACAGCCUUGGUUGUACACCGUCUCGUGCGCAAAGUGCGUGCAGAGCUGUGCAAAAGCUUCGAAGAGCGUGUGACCACUGCACUCAACGGCGUCCAAGCCGCAGCUGAACCAGAUCCGAAGAUGCUCGCACGCUUCUUGGCCCGACAGAAGACCUACUGUGACAUUUGCCAGGGGUUUUCAGAGGAGGCUUUGGCUGCAGCCCUUUGCAAAAGUUCAAAUCACGCUCCAACUGCCUUGUUGCUCCUUUCAGCUUGCCGGGCAGAUGUGCGUAUUUGGAUGCCGCCGGUGUACUUCCUGAGCGAGGGAGGUCGAAUCCAACAGCAGGUGAUGGCUGUUGCGGCACCCCAGCGCAGGAGAUUCGGCUCACGCAGCGUGUUUGCCUCCAAGCCUUUUGAGGAUGCCAACGGCAGCUUGCACCAGAGCGUGGGCGACCUCUUGGGAGGCUUUUCAGGUCGCCCGGACGUGGCCACCCUGAAUUCCUGUAAGGGCCAAGCGUCAAUUGGUGGCAUGCUGUCGCAGGGGUUUGAGAACGACCCAGUGAUGCGGGACUACCUGCAGAAGAGCUCCAGGAUUUUCUUCCGUCCCACUCAAGAGACUGAGAUUUGCGUCUAGGAAGAGUUCAAGUGUAAUGCAAUAUGUAUAGUGUGUGUGUGUUUGAGAGGUAGCUUUGGUAAGUCUUGGUGAAGGCACCAAGCCGUUCCAGUGUCGAGCACAGCUUUUCCCCAGCGGCUUUGGUACAACCGGGCUGCAAACCUAGGCAUGCGUGCGCUCGUAGUUCCACCUCAAUCAGAACACUACUGUUUCUAAUCUGACACGCAGAUUUCUUGCAGGGGUCCGGUGACUUUGAUAAGGCUACCGGCCUUUGUAUGUUAAGUUCUAGCUUAAACAGCUACGUAGUUGGUUGAUCGGCGAUCGGCACUUGUUUCUCGAGAGCG